AACGCAACAGCCCAGCUUAAAGAGCGAGUGAACGUAAACUGAUGUGAGUUAUAGGCUAUAACAUUAGAUAGCUACUAAAUCUGUUCAUGAACAGCAUCAUCAGACGGUACGAAAGAGUUGUUUUCUUUCUGUAACCCUGCAGUGAAAUGAAACCCUGAGCCAGAUGUCAGAAGUAACCUGAGAGAUGUCGUCACCACAGCCCGAAGGAGCAGAGAUUUCCUCAGGCUGCAUUGUUGUUUCAGAGACUGAUAGUGCUGCCAAAUCACAUAAACCAGACGUGAGGAGGAGGAGGAGGGAGACUCGACCGAGCCCAUUCAAAGUGCCUGAGAGUAAUAGCAUUUUUCUACUGAGCAUAAAUGAAAAAGCGAACCGAAAAGAGGAGCAGCGUAAAUUCCUGGCUUUGCCAAUUGAUGAGAAGUCGACCCACGCUGCACGAAUGAUGGCCAAGCUGAAGAAAGAGCUGGUAGUGGAGGAGGAGGAGGAGGAGGAGGAGGAGGAGGAAGAGGAAGAAAAGGAGAAGAUGAAGAAUCUAAAACAAAUCAAGAGUAGGACAGUUCUCCCUAAACAAACACCCGGCAGACGUGAGCUGAAGAUGGCCAUGAUGAAACGAGAAAACAUUACGAAAGACAGCAAACAUGACCUAAUCUCCAUGGAAAGGCAGAAGGCAGUGUUGGAGUUAUCUCUGAUGACGAAGAGGUCAGAGAUUUUGAGGAUGGACAAGGCCAUCGCAAAAGAGGAAGGGCAGCUGAAAAAGCUCGAAAAGAUCAUCGAGAGAGACAACCUCAAGUUUGAAGAGUUCCUCAGGGAGAACGAGAAGAAGUCCGUGGAGGCCAGAACAUUUUUCGAACGGGAGGCCCAGUCCAAACAGCAGAAGAACACUGAGAUCAAAAAACUGACUGCUGAAAUAGGCACCAUAAAAAGUGAACUCGCAAAGUUUGAAGACAUCCUGAUAGACUACAAGAAGUACAAGGAGCUUCUGUUCAAGUUGUCUCCUCCAGAGUGGCAGGAGGCCCAGAAGACCAAGGCUGUGAAAGCUAAAGUCCGGUCUGACGAAGACGCUCAGGACAAGCAGAACAGGGAGCCCGAGGAGUCAGGUUGGGAGAAUAAGGUUUCCAGUCCAGGUAGAGCGCUGCCUUCUAUCAGAGAGUCCAGGACGUCCUCAGCCGAAAGCGACACACAGAUCACAAGUUCUAAACUGGAUGGUGACAACUCAGAAUAUGAGGAUGAGCCAGAGCUGUACUUCACCGAUCCCCAGCAGCUGCUGGAUCUGGUGACAGAGCUGACUGAGCAGAACUUGUCCCUGAUUCAGAACUCCACACGGGUGGAAGAGACACUGGAAGACCUCCGACAGACCAUGGAGACAACCAGGAAGAAGAUUGAAAAGGACGAAGAGCAGCUAACACUGCAGAUAAACGACAUGAACCAGAGAAUCAGCAAAGAGAACGCAAGAGGCGCCAAGCUCAAGCAGAAGGUUCAGCUCCACAUCUCAUUGAACACUGAAGACCAGGAUGUCAUGCUGGACACUCUGAGCGAGAAGGUGGCAGACGUCCAUCGCUGCUGCGUGGAUGACAGGAUGACCAACCUCAGCACCUUGGAGAAGCUGUCCGAUAUUGAGAACCAUAUGUCUUUACUGCUGCAGAGCCUUGAGAGCAUCCCCGAAGAGAGGUUAGAGAUGAUGAAGAAGAUCAAGGACAGUGAGAAGAGGAGCAGGCAGCGUGAAGAAAAGCUGAGAGAGCAGAAAGAGAAACAGAAAGAAAGGAUGAGGAGGUACCUGGAAAGAUCCCUGGCAGACUCCAAGAAAAUAAUUGGGAGAAAGCUCAUGCCCAGGUGCAUGCCUGUUGCCCAGAAAGUCAGAGUCAGCAAUGUGGACAACACCCCUGAUGAAGAUGAGAUCCAAGCCUACCUCUUCACCCCUGAGGACAUAGAGUAGAAAAAACCAAGAAAAGAAAAUUAUGUAAGAAACUAGUGAGAUCAUGCCUCCAACACAGCAGCUGAGGAGUAAGAAUGUGUCAUUAGUGGAUAUUGGGUUGCCUAUUACAUAAAAUAUACAAAUACAAUCAAAGAUAAUUAUGGUGUGCAUUAAAAUGCCUGAACAUAAAUAUGCAUGUGUAAGAGAAUUAUGUAAAGUACAAUAAAGCAUUUUGAUUUGUC
Messenger RNA from Dicentrarchus labrax (European seabass), 2151 nucleotides. RefSeq names its product cilia and flagella associated protein 100 (gene cfap100). NCBI's taxonomy places the organism in Eukaryota, Metazoa, Chordata, Actinopteri, Moronidae. The transcript has 16 exons. The record is from RefSeq and is a predicted model, not a curated record. Bases 185 to 1930 code for a protein of 581 amino acids.